Molecule: messenger RNA, 2562 nt
Organism: Lingula anatina
Lineage: Eukaryota; Metazoa; Brachiopoda; Lingulata; Lingulida; Lingulidae
Product: innexin unc-9
Source: RefSeq, a predicted model, not a curated record
AUGAUCUUUAAUACAAAUUUCUCAGAAAUUUUGAUUUUUCAAUUGAUUAUCUAUUCAUUGAGAAAUUUUAUGUUUAACAACUCUAAUAAGAUGGCACCGUUUACUGAAUAUUUACGACCCAUCCUUAAGAGCCUUCGAAGCGACGAUGACUCCUUCGACAGGCUAAACCACAGGUACUCGGCGGCGGUCCUGCUCGUGUUUGCCCUUUUGACCACCAUGAAGCAGUACGUCGGCGAGCCUAUUCUUUGCUGGGUGCCAGGUAGAUUCACAGGAGCCAUGGAAGACUAUACGAACGCCAUGUGCUGGAUUUCAAACACCUACUGGGUUCCGUUUGAAACAAGAAUUCCCAAUCCAGACGACCCCAAGCCGCAUAUUGCCUACUAUCAGUGGGUUCCCAUUGUCCUCCUUCUGCAGGCUUUGCUUUUCAAAUUACCUUGUGUUGCCUGGCGGCUGCUAAGUUACAAUUCAGGAAUAGACAUCCAGGCCAUGUUCAAAAAGCUAGAAAGAGACGAGAUCAUAGAGCACAAGAAAAUGAAGAGCAACGUUAAAGAGGUAACCCGUUAUUUAGCGCGUUAUCUAGACGCUACCCGAGACCAGCCCCACGGAUGCUGCGCCUGGGCCCGUCGUAUAAUGAGUAGCUAUCUUUGCGUGUGUGUAGGGAAACGCAGAGGAAAUUAUCUCUACAUGUUGUUCUUAUGGAUUAAGAUUUUGUACAUGGUGAACGGUCUUGGUCAGAUGUUUCUCCUAAACGCGUUUCUUGGCACACAAUUUACCAUGUAUGGCUACCAAAUAAUAGAAGAUCUCAUAAACUGGAGGGACUGGACGGAAACGGGACGGUUCCCCAGAACAACAUUAUGUGACAUCAAAAUACGCGAAUUGGGGGGCAACAUACACCGCCACACCAUUCAAUGCGGACUGCCUAUUAACUUCUUCAACGAGAGGAUCUACAUGUUCCUCUGGUUUUGGCUAGUGUUUGUGUCAGCUGGAACAAUAUUUGGGUUCUUUACAUGGAUGAGUCUCUUCUCGGUCAAUGAACGGAAAGUGUUUGUGAAGAAAACGAUUUCCAUGACCGGCAAAGGCGACUCCAUUGAACAGAACCGAGACACUAAACGGUUGAAAAACUUCGUUACCAAAUAUUUGAGAAUGGACGGGGUGUUUGUGCUAAAACUUCUUGCCAAGAACACUAGCGAUGUCGUGAUUUCCAGAGUGGUGUAUAGCCUAUGGAAGAGAUAUCUGAAACGCCACAAAGAACUCCAGCCUGAUGGGUUGCCACUAACUCCAAAAGCAAACGACGCUUCCAGUCCCAGCGCUCCACCAACUGAUGCAGACGACAGUGAACCUCCUAAAGGCCUUUGAUUUAUUAAGAAAUCAUUCAAAGUUGACGAAGUAAAAAUGCACUUUGUCUUUGUCUUCCAAACUAUGACAUUUUUUUCACCCAUGACAGGAACACCUGAUCCAUUUAUGCAUGUAUUGUAUGUAAAAAAAUGUGAUUUUUUAUUAUAUUUUUUGUAUACAUAUCUAAGUACAUCGAAUAUUUUUAACCCAUUUAAUGUAUAGCCAGUGGAUAAAAUUAGCCGUAAUCUUUCACAGGCAUUUCUAGGCACUUUUAUUAUUGCAUGUUUAAAAAAUGGAGCUUGAGUUGUGAAGUCUUUAACGUAGCUUCUUAGAGAUGAUUAUGCUAUGGUUUAUGGAUUGAAUUUAUCUAAUUAAGAUGACAAGGCAUCGCCAUCAAUCAUGUGACCAGUUGUCUAAAACCCAUACAAUCAGUUUUAAGCGAUUCCUUCUACCCACCCAUUAUGCACAAAUAAUUACGACAGCUUUGAAAAAAUAUUAUUAGUAAUCGAGACGUUCGCAAACACCAUAAAUCAAAAUACUGAACGCGAUGAUACGACUAGUGUAGAAAGUCCCAUUCAUCCAUAUCAUGUUAGUGAAUUUAGUGCAUAAACAAAAAAGAAAUCAUUCUACGGUAGUUUGUGUAUGGCAGUGUUUCCAAAGCAAACAGUUAGAACUGCGGCGUGGUAGCAGGUUAAAUACAGAUUGUGCAAUUAAGGUGCUACCUUUGUGAGGGAGGAAUGAUAUCAAUUCUCAUUUUAAACCGUCGAUCUCAAUAUUAACAUUCCUGUAUUGUUAGCAAGGUAGUUGAUGUGACGAUUGCGUAUUUUAGCCACGUAUCUGGAGGCAAACACCGGCGGAUAGGUUGCCAAUGGGCGUUGGAGGAAGCGCGUUAAGUUUUGCCUCAUGACAAUAGGUUAAUAUACUAUGUAAGCAAAACGACGUCAUUUUUCACAAAGUAAAUCUUAAAUACAAAUGUUUGUUAGGUACAGUGUAUUUCACAGUAGCGUGAAGUACUAUUGGUUGUCUUCCAUAUUUUACUCAAACAUUAGAUAUGGCUAUUUUGCCGGUUUUGUUCCAUUUUAAUAUAUGCUGUUUUGUAGUUAUAAUCUAACGCUUUUCACUAGACUUGUUAAUUUGACCUAAAUGUUAUAAUUCUGAGAAAAAGUAUAUAUUAUUAGACAAUCAAUGCAAAUUGAUAAUCAAAUACAACUACAAUGCAUUUUUUCA